AUGCCUUCUCGUACCGACUCACCUCUUCAAGUCGCCAUUAUCGGCGCAGGCCUCGGAGGUCUUGGCGCCGCGGUCGCCCUACGCCGUCAAGGCCAUGCGGUCACUGUGUAUGAGAGAUAUGAUUUUGCUGGUGAAGUAGGUGCCUCACUGAGUGCAGCCUCAAACGGCUCUCGAUUUUUGGAGGAAUGGGGUGUGGAUGUGAAGGGAGCCAAGCCGGUCAUUCUCAAACAACUCAUCAUGCACAAUUGGAGCGAUGGGAAUGUGCAAAAUACCUAUCCGCUCGGCGAUUACAAGUCCAAAUUCGGUACAGACUAUAACAAUUUCCACCGCAUUGACAUUCACAAAGAACUCUUGAAGUCUGCCUUUGACGCGCCUGGAGAAGGCCCAAAAUGUGAAUUGAAAGUCAACUUCAAAGCAGUUGAAGUCAAUGCAGAGGAAGGUAUGCUGCGGUUCGAAAAUGGGGCCGAAGCAUUGGCCGAUAUCAUUGUAGCUGCAGAUGGCAUCCGGUCCCUUACAAGAAACAUGAUUGGAAUUACUCCAGACUUUGAAAUGUCAACUUCCUGCUGCUACCGCUGCAUCAUCGGGGCUGACAAGCUUCGGUCCCUUGGCUUAGAGGACUAUAUCUCCAACGAAGCCAUCGAGUACUGGGGAGGGUUCGGCAUCAAUAAGAUUGUCAUGUCUCCCUGCAGCAACGGUGAGGUGGUAAGCUGUUACUGUUUCUAUCCCGCGUCGCACAACAACGUGCGUGACGAUGGAUGGAAUAUUAGUGCCACACCCCAGCAACUCGUAGAGACCUUCCCAGACCUAGAUCCCAGAAUGAAGACUUUGAUGUUGAAUGCCGAGGACAUCAAGAUGUGGCGGCUGUACAAGCACCAGCCUUAUCCAUACUGGGUCAAGGGCAAGGUUUGUUUGUUGGGUGAUGCCGCCCACCCUAUGAUGCCCGAUCAGUCGCAAGGAUCUUGCAUGGCAUUCGAAGAUGCGGGUGCUUUGGGCCUGGUCUUCAACAAGAAUUUCCGUGAAGACUACGGAGUUCCCGAAGGUUUGAAGAUCUAUGAAAAGUUGCGCAAAGGUCGCGCUACCAGAGUGCAGGAGGCGAGCUUCAGAGCUCGCGAGAACCUCAGCGAGAGAAUUGGGUGGAGCUCCUCUACUGAUCGGCCAGGAAAGCUUACCAUUGAGGAGGUUUGUGGGUAUAACAUGAGGGAUCAUCUGGCUGAGCUGGUUGCUGAGGAAAAGGGGACUCAAGUUUGA
Molecule: messenger RNA, 1248 nt
Organism: Penicillium antarcticum
Lineage: Eukaryota; Fungi; Ascomycota; Eurotiomycetes; Eurotiales; Aspergillaceae
Exons: 6
Coding region: 1-1248 (415 amino acids)
Molecular function (GO): monooxygenase activity; FAD binding
Source: RefSeq, a predicted model, not a curated record